GAGAUCAGCAGGCUUUCAAAGUAGGAAAACUAGCUUGUAAUCAACUUUUUCCCGAUUUGAAUCGGAUAAUGAAGUUACAAAACAGAAGUUGUAAUAUUAGUUAUUUUUCGAGCCACGCCAGUCAGGCAGCAAAUAUAAAUUGAAUUUUGCUACUGGCCUCACACUCGAUGGACACACCGCCUCGAUUAGAGGGAUUUCCCGAACGUUUUACUUCCGUUUGAGUGUCUCUCCUGUAUGUAGCCGCGUCAUGAUACUCCUCGGCAGUCUCAUCGUCGUGAACCUUCUUAUCAUCAGUCCAAUUCUCUGUGAUCGACCCACGAACAUGAAGCAAUGCAGAGAAAAGUGUCACAAGGAACAUGGAUGGGUUACGAUUGAUGGUAAUGCCGUGCCAAUUCAGGAGGGAGAUUUCAAGAACAAGGAAUGUAAGUGCGUACUCAGCCGCCUUUUAAUCCAGCACCUAGGAACUGAAUUUAAAACAUUGUUUGAUAAAGAUCCAAGAGGGGGCAAGGAAUGGUUGGCAGAAAAGGGUUAUACACUCUCUAACACUCAGCCUCACGAAAACCAUCCCCUUAACAAGAUUGGAAAUCACUCCCCCGACCAUCCUGGAAAGCAUUCCCACAUCAACACAGGAAACGACCCCCGCUACAAUAUUGGAAAGCACAUCUCCAGCAACAAUGGAAAGCACUCGUCCGGUAAAGAAGAAAAGGGUUGUAAAAGACGUGAUUCGACCUAUACGGAAUGCAGAGCUGAGUGUCACAAGAAACAUGGAUGGGUUAUGAUUGAUGGUAUUGCCGCGCCAAUUUUGGAGGGAAAUUUCAAGGACAAGAAAUGUGAGUGCGUAAUCAGCCCUUCUUUAAUUAGUCACCUGGGAGAAAGGAAUUUAGAUACCAUCGAAUUUACACGUUUGUUCAAGAAAAAUCCAGAAGAGGGCAUGACAUGGUUAGAAAAAAAGGGUUUUAAAAGAUGUGAUGCAAAUUCCGACCCCUCUGGAUGUCACUCCCCCGACAGUCCACAAAAGCACUCCUCCAGCUCAACUGAAAAGCACUCCACCAGCACAACUGAAAAGCACUCCUUCAGCGAAACUGGAAAGCACUCCGCCCGCACAACUGGAAAUCACGCCUCCCCUGCUCAGGAGUCCGACGCUUCCACUCCACCUAUGAAAAGGAGGCUGGCACGGAAGCCAGGAUUUAAAAAUCCGGGUCAAGAAUGAUAGAAAA
Molecule: messenger RNA, 1217 nt
Organism: Bemisia tabaci
Lineage: Eukaryota; Metazoa; Arthropoda; Insecta; Hemiptera; Aleyrodidae
Source: RefSeq, a predicted model, not a curated record